AGAAGUGACAAUUAUUACUUGUCGUUGCUUUUCUUUUUCAUUUUUCUCAGCUCAGCGCAAUUAUGCUGAGAAUCUGAAUAGAGGAAGAAAACCAAAAAUUUAGAAAAAGAGAGAAUGAAACAGACUAGUCUCAUUCUCUGUUUUUUAUUUUCCUCUUUCCAUAAAUAAUUGACGGCUCCGUUUUUGAGUGUUUUUCUUUGGGUGGUGGGCGCGGACAAUCCGAUGGCGAAGACGGGGGUGUUGAGUUCUGAUCCAACGGUGAGAGCGAGAGCGGCGGAAUUGAAGAAAGAAUUGCAGAGGCUGGUGAGGACCAUCGUCGACGAUGAGGAUUAUUACAGCGUCGACGCCAUCGAUCAAGCUAAAGAUGCUCUUUGUGCUUUGAGAGAGCUUAAGUUCAAUAAACAAUCGACGGCGACCACCACAUCCUCCUUGAAGUUUCAUGAAGCGGUGUCGUGUCCUGAAGCGUUUAGAUGUCCUCUUUCUAAGGAGCUUAUGAGAGAUCCUAUUAUUCUAGCUUCCGGUCAGACAUAUGACAGACCCUUUAUCCAGAAAUGGCUGAAUGCAGGCAAUAGGACUUGCCCUAGAACCCAACAAGUUCUUUCGCACACUGCUCUAACUCCUAAUCACCUUGUCAGUGAAAUGAUAUCACAGUGGUGUAAGAGUCAGGGAUUAGAAUUGCGAAACCCUGUUCAGUAUGGUAAAGAGGAGGGGGUAACAAAAGCAGAGCAUGACCAUUUCUUUUCUUUGCUCGAGAAGUUGUCUGCCACGCUACCUGAACAGAAGGAAGCAGCAAAGGAGCUUCGGUUGUUGACAAAAAAGAUGCCUUCAUUUCGGGCUCUUUUUGGUGAAUCUGUUGACGCCAUUCCUCAACUGCUCACUCCACUCUCUGGAAGCAAAUCUCAGAGUGGUGUUCACCCUGAUCUCCAGGAAGAUGUGAUCACGACACUCUUGAACCUUUCAAUCCAUGACAGCAAUAAGAAGCUCGUUGCCGAAACUCCAAUGGUUAUUCCUCUUCUUAUGGAAGCACUGAGAUCUGAAACUAUUGAAACAAGGAGCAAUGCAGCGGCAGCCCUUUUCACUCUAUCUGCCCUUGAUUCUAACAAGGCACUUAUUGGUAAAUCAGGUGCCUUAAAACCUCUCAUUGACCUUCUAGAUGAGGGUCAUCCAUUAGCAAUGAAAGAUGUUGCUUCUGCAAUAUUUAACCUAUGCAUUAUUCAUGAGAACAAGGCAAGAGCUGUGAGGGAUGGUGCAGUCAGGGUCAUAAUAGAAAAGAUUAUGGAUGGUGUGCAUGUAGAUGAGUUAUUGGCUAUCCUUGCAAUGCUUUCAACCCAUCAAAGGGCUGUUGAGGAAAUAGGGGAGCUUGAAGCUGUUCCAUGCUUGCUUCGCAUUGUCAGGGAGAGCACUUGUGAACGCAACAAGGAAAAUUGCAUCGCAAUCCUCCACACUGUCUGUCUGAAUGAUCGAACCAAGUGGAAGGCACUAAGGGAAGAAGAGAAUACCUAUGGAACAAUAUCUAAACUUGCUCAAGAUGGAACUUCUAGAGCCAAGAGAAAAGCUACUGGCAUUCUUGAGAGACUGAGAAGGGCUGUUAAUAUUACUCAUACGGCAUGAAGAUGUUACUCAAUGCAACACUACCAAGCACAUCAUUUGUAAAUUCUGUUUCCAACACCUGGUGAUCAGUGCAGCAUAUCAUCAUCUUGAUUUUGUAAAUUCUUGUCCCUCAUCAGAGUUUUAAUUUCAGUUUUAUGAGUUAGCCACUGUUAAUAAACACGUUGGAAGCUUGUGUUUAUAAGAUUUUCUCUUCUGUUUGGUCCAAUAAUUUUUUUCGGGCAUUUGGGUCGUAUAGAUAGCAGAAUCUUGGCCUUUUUUACUUGUUUCA
Theobroma cacao (cacao) is the source of this 1879-nucleotide messenger RNA. RefSeq names its product plant U-box 9 (gene PUB9). NCBI's taxonomy places the organism in Eukaryota, Viridiplantae, Streptophyta, Magnoliopsida, Malvales, Malvaceae. Gene Ontology annotation, biological process: protein ubiquitination. The record is from RefSeq and is a predicted model, not a curated record. Gene Ontology annotation, molecular function: ubiquitin-protein transferase activity; protein binding.